Scheffersomyces amazonensis is the source of this 1812-nucleotide messenger RNA. RefSeq names its product guanosine diphosphatase (gene GDA1). The record is from RefSeq and is a predicted model, not a curated record. The coding region runs from base 1 to 1812 and encodes 603 amino acids. Gene Ontology annotation, biological process: protein N-linked glycosylation. Gene Ontology annotation, cellular component: Golgi apparatus. Gene Ontology annotation, molecular function: hydrolase activity. The transcript has a single exon. NCBI's taxonomy places the organism in Eukaryota, Fungi, Ascomycota, Pichiomycetes, Serinales, Debaryomycetaceae.
AUGUCUUUACUCUCUACUCGUAACAUUCGUGUGUUACUCUCGGCUUUGGCUAUCUUCGGGAUUGUCAUUUUCUUUGCCACAUCUCAAAAUAGUCUUGGAGCUUCUGUUCAAAGAGUUAAACCGGCUUCAACUGGUGAUGAUUCUAUUCCCUACACUAAUGAACAUGCCGAUGAAGAUGCUAAUACUUUACAAGGUAAACCACUUCAAGGCUCAGAGCCUCCUUAUUCUCAAGAAAAGGAACUUCCACCAUUAGGAGAUGUUGAUAAAGUACCACAAGAUCAAGGUAAAGUUAGUCCUCCAAGUAGUGGUGGAAAACCAAAGAUCGUGGCUGAUAAAUCUUCUUCAUCAUCCGCUAAUAAUGAUAAACAAAAUGUUGGAACUACUGUUGAUUCUCCUGCCGCCGCUGCUGCUGCUGCCGGUGGUGCUCCAGCUGUUGCUAAACCUAAAGUAGGUGGAUCUUCUGCUGCAUGUAAUGAAAAGAAUUAUGUAGUUAUGAUUGAUGCUGGUUCAACUGGUUCAAGAGUUCACGUAUAUGAAUUUGAUACUUGUGUUUCUCCACCUAAAUUAUUAAGUGAAAAGUUUGAAAUGUUAAAGCCUGGUUUAUCAUCAUUUGAUACUGAUACUAAAGGUGCAGCUGCUUCAUUAGAUCCUUUAUUAAAGGUUGCAUUAGAUACAGUUCCAAAGGAAAAACAAGGUUGUACACCAGUUGCUGUUAAAGCUACUGCUGGUUUAAGAUUAUUAGGUAAAGAAAAAUCUACCAAUAUCUUGGAAGAAGUUAGAAAUCAUCUUGAAACUGAUUAUCCAUUUGCUGUUGUAUCAGGUGAUGGUAUUUCAAUUAUGGAAGGUAAAGAUGAAGGAGUAUAUGCAUGGAUUACUACCAAUUAUUUAUUAGGAAAUAUUGGUAAUAGUGAAAAGAAUCCAACUGCUGCAGUAUUUGAUUUAGGAGGUGGAUCAACUCAAAUUGUAUUUGAACCAGAAUUUCCAGAAAAUGAAGAAAUGAUUGAAGGUGAACAUAAAUAUCAAUUUACUUUUGGUAAUAGAGAUUUUACCUUAUAUCAAUUUAGUCAUUUAGGUUAUGGAUUAAUGGAAGGUAGAAAUAAAAUUAAUUCACUUGUGGUUGAAUCUCAUUUAGAAUCAAAUAAUGAAUUAAAAGCAGCCAAAGUUGGUAGUAAAAAGGAAGCUAAAGAAAUCAAAUCAUCAAGUAUAACUUUGAAGAAUCCAUGUAUUCCACCAGGAGUUAUUGCUAAUGAUGUCUUAGUUGAAUAUGGCAAGGAUGAAUUUUAUGUUGUUAAUUUUAAAGGUCCAAGUAGUUCAUCAGCAUCAACAUCAUCUCAAUGUAGAUCACUUGCAGAAAAAGUAUUAAAUAAAGAUGCUUCAUGUAGCGAAAAGCCAUGUUCAUUUAAUGGAGUUCAUCAACCUUCAUUAACUAAAUCAUUUAGAAGAACCAAUGAUAUGUUUGUAUUUUCUUAUUUCUAUGAUAGAACCAAUCCAUUAGGAUUCCCAUCAUCAUUUAGUGUUGAAGAAUUAAAAGAAUUAAGUAAGAUUGUUUGUAAUGGAUCUGAAUUUUGGAAAGAUGUUUUAUUAGAUGAAUCUAUUGCUGAAUUAAGUAAAGAACCUCAAUGGUGUACAGAUUUAUCAUUUAUUACUGCUAUGUUACAUACUGGAUAUGAUAUUCCAUUAAAUCGUGAAUUAAGAACUGCCAAAACCAUUGAUAAUAAUGAAUUAGGUUGGUGUCUUGGAGCUUCAUUACCAUUAUUAGAUAGUACUUCAUCAGGAUGGAAAUGUAGAGUUGAACAAGUAUCUAAGGAUUAG